This is a messenger RNA of Chelmon rostratus (copperband butterflyfish), 1860 nucleotides long. RefSeq names its product ribonucleoside-diphosphate reductase subunit M2. Gene Ontology annotation, cellular component: cytosol. Bases 168 to 1322 code for a protein of 384 amino acids. The transcript has 10 exons. Gene Ontology annotation, biological process: deoxyribonucleotide biosynthetic process. The record is from RefSeq and is a predicted model, not a curated record. Lineage: Eukaryota; Metazoa; Chordata; Actinopteri; Chaetodontiformes; Chaetodontidae. Gene Ontology annotation, molecular function: ribonucleoside-diphosphate reductase activity, thioredoxin disulfide as acceptor.
UCAAUAAAAGGACGAGCGAACAACAGAAGCCGCUUCAGUCUCCGCUCUUCGUCUGCGUUAAGCUACUGCUUAGUUAGUUAGUUUAGAUUUAUUGCUUUUUUACACGUACUUUUAACUUCUUAACUUAUCUUUUAUUUAUCUGUCCGUCUGUACUCAACGUUAUCAAAAUGCUUUCUGCUCGCUCUCCUCUUUCCGUCAAGAAUGAAAACAAACUCAGCGGUCAGAUCAGCAACAUGUCGCUGGACAAAGAAAACACGCCGCCGAGCCUGAACACUACCCGCAUCUUGGCGUCUAAAACCGCGCGUAAAAUCUUCGACGAUCCUGCGCCCAAAGCUGUGAAGAAGAGCAGCAGUGAGGAGGAGCCGCUGCUGAAGGAAAACCCUCGCCGCUUUGUCAUCUUCCCCAUCCAGUACCACGACAUCUGGCAGAUGUACAAAAAGGCAGAGGCCUCUUUCUGGACUGCAGAGGAGGUGGAUCUGUCAAAGGACCUGCAGCACUGGGAGUCUCUGAAGGAUGAGGAGAGGUACUUCAUCUCUCACGUGUUGGCUUUCUUCGCUGCCAGUGACGGCAUCGUCAACGAGAAUCUGGUGGAGCGCUUCACCCAGGAAGUGCAGGUGACGGAGGCGAGGUGUUUCUAUGGUUUCCAGAUUGCCAUGGAGAACAUCCACUCAGAAAUGUACAGCCUCCUCAUCGACACCUACAUCAGGGAGCCCAAAGAGAGAGAAUACCUCUUCAACGCCAUCGAGACUCUGCCGUGUGUGAAGAAGAAGGCCGACUGGGCGCUCAACUGGAUCGGCAACAAGAGCGCCAACUACGGAGAGCGUGUGGUGGCCUUUGCUGCCGUGGAGGGAAUCUUCUUCUCUGGUUCCUUCGCUGCUAUCUUUUGGCUGAAGAAGAGAGGGCUGAUGCCCGGCCUGACCUUCUCCAACGAGCUCAUCAGCAGAGACGAGGGUCUGCACUGUGACUUCGCCUGUCUGAUGUUCAAACACCUGGUGAACAAGCCGUCCACAGAAACCGUCACCAGCAUCAUCAAGAACGCUGUGGAGAUCGAGCAGGAGUUCCUGACGGAGGCUCUGCCGGUGAAGCUGAUCGGGAUGAACUGCGAGCUGAUGAAGCAGUACAUCGAGUUUGUAGCUGACAGACUGAUGCUGGAGCUCGGCUUCACAAAGAUCUACCGGGUGGAGAACCCCUUCGACUUCAUGGAGAACAUCUCUCUGGAGGGAAAGACCAACUUCUUUGAGAAGCGGGUGGGCGAGUACCAGAGGAUGGGCGUGAUGUCCGGCCCCACAGACAACACAUUCAGGCUGGACGCUGACUUCUGAGGACCGAGGUGCGCCGAGUCACACUCAGUCACACAUAUCAGACUCCAUGCUUUGACUCUACACCACCGGAGGACACUGGGUGGAAGUUGAUGUCCUGUUAAGAACAGAUGGAGCAGAGAGCUUCCGCUGAAUCUCUAUCUGUGGAAAUACUCGGCUGUAGAGAAAGAUGGACUUGUGUUUAUGUAUCUGAUUGCUGCGCAGCUGACGGGUAGUUGAAAUAACAAAUGAGCUUUUCAGCCAAUCACAGUACAGACAGUAAGGACACUGCAGCCCACGGAUCUGUCCACAAACCAGGCGUAUUAUCUGGAUAACUGCUGAGUAAAAUAUGGAACUUGGUGAGAGUCACCAGUUAACCAGAUGACCUGGUAAAGCUUGGAUCAGAACUGCUGGUUUUAUGCUUUUUUCCCUUUUUCUUUGUAAACUAACUUUAUAGAGUUUGUUGUUUUAUUGAAUGUGUUACGAGCUAAUGUUUUUAGGUUAUUUUGUGUGUAAUUUGUACAGUUGUUUAGUUUUUUGUAAUAAAGUCAAAAGUACUUAU